Pistacia vera is the source of this 1461-nucleotide messenger RNA. RefSeq lists its product as uncharacterized. The transcript is spliced from 6 exons. The coding region runs from base 1 to 1461 and encodes 486 amino acids. The record is from RefSeq and is a predicted model, not a curated record. Gene Ontology annotation, molecular function: protein binding. Lineage: Eukaryota; Viridiplantae; Streptophyta; Magnoliopsida; Sapindales; Anacardiaceae.
AUGGUCAAUGGAAAAUCAAAUUCAGUUGCUCUUCUUGUCCCCAUCUUUACUGGGGAAAAAUAUCAUUUUUGGAGUAUCAAGAUGAAGACAUAUUUUUUGUCCCAAAACUUAUGGAAAAUUGUUAAUGAGGGACCGGAAAACACCUCCACGCUGUCUGAGUUUGAGUUACAACAGCAGCAGCAGAAUGAUGCAGCAGCACUAUUCAUCCUUCAGCAAGCUCUGGAUGAUUAUAUUUUUUCAAGAAUUUCUGAAGCUAAGACGGCGAAGGACGCAUGGCAAAUUUUAAAAGCAGAGUUCCAAGGCAAUUCAGAGACUCUUCCCUUGCCAGAACAGGAUAUAAAGAAUUGCAAGAAAUACCUGCCACUAUAUAAUGCUAUACUCGAAGGUGAUCUGUUAUCUGUACAACAGCUGUGUGAUGAGGAUAAAGAUGCGUUAGAAGCCAGGAUCACGGUAAAUUGGGACACAGCUCUUCAUGUAGCUGUUGGGACAGCCAAUGCUAAUCAUAUUGUGGAGUAUCUAGUAAAUAAGAUGUCAAUGGAUCAAGUGUCACUGAAAAAUAAAGAGGGCAACACAGUCCUUUCUGUUGCUGCAAUGGCUGGCAAUCUCCAAGCAGCCAACAUGAUAAUGAGGAAAGAUGAACAUCAAAGCUUGAUUGAAGUUGAAAACAACUUUGACGGGAUACCUUUAAUUGAGGCUGCUCGACAUGGGCAAAAGAAGAUGACUGAAUCUCUAAUGCAAUUUAGCAAAAGUUAUUUGGAGUAUGCUACUGCAACACGUUUUGAAGAUAAUUCUGGUGGUUAUUUAUUAAGUUUACUUAUAAUUGCAGGAUUCUAUGACUUAGCUCUAGAAUUGCUUCGACGGCAUAAAAGGUUAGGCAUAUAUGUUGGUGAGUCUCUUUUGACUGAAAUAACCAGAAAGCCGUCCGCGUUUCCAAGUGGAAGAAGAAGAAAUAUAAAGUUACGGCAAUACGUUAAUGUUUCUAAGGAAUUGGGGGUUUGCGAAAUUGUGAAGGAGAUUAUAAAGUCGUUUCCUGAUGCAAUUUGGUUUACAAAUGAAAAGAAACAUAAUAUAUUUCACUUGACAAUUAUCAAUCGUCAAGAGAAGGUAUUCAACCUCAUAUUUAAAAUUAGUAGUCACAAGCAUUUGUUGCUGAUGUCUCGUGAUGUUUACGGGAACAAUGUCUUGCACUUUGUUGGACUGCUGGCACCAGAAAAUCAACUAAAUCUCAUUCCUGGUGCAGCCUUGCAAAUGCAGCAUGAGUUACAGUGGUUCAAGGAAAUAGAGAAUAUUGUACAGCCUGCCUACAAAGUGGAUAAAAAUUUUAAUGGAGAAACUCCUGCAAUGAUAUUUACUGAGGCACAUAGGGAACUCGUUAAAGAAGGUCGGGAUUGGAUGAAAGUUGUAGCAAACUCAUGCUCACUAGCAGCAGCUCUGAUUGCCACUAUUGUGAGUGAAUGCUGA